Pipra filicauda (Wire-tailed manakin) is the source of this 3117-nucleotide messenger RNA. Its product is annotated as leucine-rich repeat-containing protein 37A3-like. The record is from RefSeq and is a predicted model, not a curated record. NCBI's taxonomy places the organism in Eukaryota, Metazoa, Chordata, Aves, Passeriformes, Pipridae. Bases 364 to 2988 code for a protein of 874 amino acids. The transcript is spliced from 12 exons. Gene Ontology annotation, molecular function: protein binding.
UCCUGUCCCUGAAGUGUUCAAGGCCAGACUGGACAGGACUUGGAGCAAAGUGCUCUAGUGAAAAGUGCCUCUACCCAUGGAAGGGGCAGGGGAAGCUGGAUGAGCCUUAAGGCCCCUUCCAAGCCAGUCCAUUCAAGGAUUCCAUGGUUUUAUGGCUCUGUGUCAGAGUCAUUUGGUGACAGAGUCACCUGAACUCCAGUCCAGCUGUGAGCUCUGAUGCAGCACCACCACUGUGACAAGAGCAUCCCCACUGUGACAAGAGCAUCCCCACUGUGACAUCAGCAUCCCCACUGUGACACGAACACCACCAAGGCAAGCCCUUCUUUCUGCAUCCCAGCCGACUCCAGCCAGUCGUGGUUCGCCAUGGACUUGCUGACACGUGUCGUGCGUGCUCUGUUCCUGCUGGCCCUGCUGCUGGCAGUGACUCCCUGCCCAGGAGAGUCCAAGGAGCUGUGCCCGCACCCCUGCCGCUGCCAGAGGCGUGGACUGCUGGACUGCCGCCACGCCGGCCUGGCCACCGUGCCCCCGGCCACCCGCCGACGGGCCCUCACCGUCCUAGAUUUCACUGGCAACUCGAUUGCUACUUUGGAUGAACAAACAUGGAAGGAAUACCCCUGGACUGAGACUCUAGUCCUCAGGGACAAUGAGCUGCAGGCAGUGAAGAGCCAUUCCCUGGAGGGGCUGUUCCUGCUGAAGCACCUGGACUUGUCUGCCAAUAGGAUCCUGCUGAUUGAGGAAGGUGCUUUUGAGCCACUGCCUUUCCUGAGGCUUCUAAACCUCAGUGGGAAUGGCCUCACACAGAUCCACAGCAGCACUUUCCAGGCAUGGCACGGGAUGCAGUUUCUAGAGGAGCUGAUCCUAAGCCACAACCCCCUGACCGUGAUUGCUGACACAGCAUUCUUCAAGCUGCCUUCAGUCAACUAUCUGGACCUGAGUGCAACUCAAGUGACUCCGCAGACGUUGCUGCUGCUCCUGCAGACAACAGUGCACUUGGAAACCCUCAAACUGCCCAAGGAUGUGGCCUGCUGCCUCUGCCAGGAGCAUGCCAGCACCGAGACCCCGUGCAGGACCAUCCAGUUCCUCUGUGAGAACCUGUGCAGCAGCAGCAGUGCCCAGUGUGCUGCUCACACAGGUCCUGUGGCACAGACACAGGGAGAAGUAAUGGAAGUGGAGCCCUCCGGAAAAGCAAAGAGCAGCCCAGUAUUGAACCUCAGGGCCAAGCAGCCUUCGCUGGGAGACCAUGGAACUGUAACUCUUGGGGUUGCCCUGACCCUGAGCAGCACUGAGGGGGAUGUCAGCAGCCUCAAGGAUUCCAGAUCAGAUUCAUAUCCCCCUGAGCACCUCUCCAGGCAGGAAGGCAAAACAGCUGAUGAUGAGCUGAUGCUUGAGGUCAAGAAUAAUCUGCACAAGGCUAAAAGCAUCAUGACUGUGAAAAGCAUCGUCUCACGCCAGCCCCAGCCUGUCAGGGAGAAGGAUGUGGAGGAAAAGUCAAUCACAGUCUGGGAACGAAAGCAGAAGGGCUCCCAUUUGAACUGGCAGGCAUUAAACCCCUGGGAUGAAGCUGGUGGGCUAAACCCCUCUGAGGAUUAUUCUGAACACCACAAAGUAUCCACACUGCCUUCAAAACAGUCCCCUUCGCACUCCACAGCAAAGGGACGUCGUUUCUCCAGGUCUGUCAAUAUUCUGAACUACUACAAUGCUGUGGAACAGACUCAGAACACCAUUGGGAUGGAGGAUGUGGAGGAUAGAGAAGAGGAGGAGGAAGCCCCAUCUUCAAAGCAGAACUAUGGUUGGACUCAGAAACAGCACAACAAGAAGGCCAGCCAGCAAAAGCAGCGGGAUUCCCAUUUGAACUGGCAGGCAUUAAACCCUUGGGAUGGAGCUGGUGGGUUAAACCCCACUGAUGAAGACUCUGUCUCUGGACACCACAAAGAUGUGGAUGUAGCUCCAUCUCCAAUAAGGAAAUACAUUUGGAAAAAGAAAGAGCACAAGAAGACCAACAGCCAGUAUUGGGUUGGCCAAAAUCCGCUUUUCUACCAGGUGUUGGGCCCUGCCAAAGCCCAGGGAGAGCCCACAGGCAGAGAAAGCAAAGCCCAGCUGGGUCUAAACAGGAACCUGGAUUUUCUGUCUGACCCGCUGGUUAACAACGGCCCCGCUGCAAUCAGCAGGGUAGAGGACAGGGCUGAAGGAGAGCCUUCCUCUCGAGGUGGGCACUUCCCCCUCCUGCCUGACACCAGGGAGACAGCCUGGAAGCAACAAGUGGAAGAGUUCAGGUCCCUCAACAAGCCAGGUAGCCCUGAGGGCCCAGACGUUUUGCCCGUUCCAGGAGAGGACUUUGAAACCACGGUCGAUCGUUCCCUGCGCUUGCUGGUGCCGGACGAAGGCCUGCGGAUGUUCCUGGCCCACAUGGAGCGAGCCCUGAGGACGGACUGCAGCCUGCCCGGGCUGCAGCUGGCCUGUGCCAAGAUGGUCUCCAAGACUGGGCUGCUUCUAAAUCUCCUCAGCAAGAGACAAGAGAGCGAGGGAGCCUCUGCUUUCAUGAGACAGUGUCUUCUACAAGAGAACAUCUCCAGACGCACAGCCCUGGAGGAGGGCAAGGAACACAGAGGGGAGAAAGCAAUGAAACAUUCCCAGGAGAGAUUCCAGUUUGCGAUAUUGGUGUUGAUCUUCUACAUCACAUAUUUUAUAUUGCAUUGUCUCAUUGAGACAUGCUCCGAGCCUCAUGAAGAUGAUUUCCAACCCCAAUGCCGUAGGAAAUCAUUGCUGAGAAGGUUCUUUAAAAUACCAUGCCGGAGAGGGAGGAAAAAAGAGUACAAGGCAAAGUCUUUAGAGCAGGUAAGAGCAGGGAGCACAUUCCAGUGCUGUCCUUCUGCCCACACUGCCUGCUCAUCCUCACCUCUCCCAAUUAUUCCCCUCCACGGCGCUUUCCAGCACUUGCCUGUUUCCCAUCACUUCAAAGUCAAACCCAGAGUAUUCCCAGCAAGUUGAAGUGUGUAGGAAAGUCUCUUCCUCCACACCCCAGUACUCUGCAUUGCACAGCUCAUCCAGGGAUUUGUUUUCCUGGGAAUCGAGGGCCUGGCGGGUGUUUUUAAGACAAGCAAUACCUGUGCUGCUUCU